AUGUUGGCUGCAAUGCAUGGCAAGAUCUCGUGCGUAGAAAUGCUUCUUGACGCAGGAGCAACUGCCUUAGUAUUUUUUUAUACAAAAAAAGGGCGGGGAUGGGGGAUAGCCCCCAAUGGGGACGGGGACGGGGAUUCCCCGAAACCACUUAAACGGGGAUGGAGGUGGGGAUGGGGCCAGGUGCCGGGGAUGUUAUUGCCAUACCCGGCCCCUACCCGGCCCGUUGCCAUCCUAUGUGCUCGUGCUGUACGUAGAGGUGUCAAACGGGACGGGCCGGCCUAG
Messenger RNA from Prunus armeniaca (apricot), 282 nucleotides. The record is from the annotation of a GenBank genome assembly. NCBI's taxonomy places the organism in Eukaryota, Viridiplantae, Streptophyta, Magnoliopsida, Rosales, Rosaceae.